AGUAAGAACUUCAGAAAACAAGUAUUUUACUGGAUACAUUGGCCAUUUGCAUGCAUCAGAAGUUCUAUGAAACUUCUGUCCUCAAUGGAUACAAAAACUGCAUGUAUACAAUUUGUGUCCGUGUUCAGAGUAUUACCCUUCUUCCUAGAAUUCAACUUAAUUGGUAUCUUUAAGAAAUAGACAUUAUCUAGCAUAUAUUGGUAAAGUAGUACAUAUGUAACAUUUCUAAAAGGAAUACUGCACUAAUACCACUGGCACAUUUUAGAAAAUACAAAGCAAGUAUUUAACUUAAUUUAAAAAUGUUUAAAGUUUAAAAGUAUCAGAUUGUAAAGUCUUACAUACUUUUUGCCAAACAGUAAGUUGGAUCCAUGUGUUCAUAGACACAUAGACUGUAUUUGAAAUAGACUGAAUUUUCUAUAUAAAUAUGACGCAUAAAAACUAAAGUUUAUAUUGAUACAGUGCAAAUACUAAAUUGCUAACUCGUGUCUAUUGCUUACAAUUCACAGCUCGCUCAAUUUUACAACAGUGCACUUCUAUGAAUGUUCAUUCAGUUGCCUCACAAUACUCAAUGGAGCUUACUCCCUGAAUCAACUCACAUAAAAUAAAUGACUGGAAUAAAUGUAGCUGCAGUCUUAAUCCAGGAUGCUUCAUCAGCAGACAUUAGGAAAGCAUAUCGCAAGCUUUCGUUAAUAUUACACCCAGACAAGAAUAAAGAUGAAAAUGCAGAAACACAGUUUAGACAAUUGGUGGCCAUAUAUGAAGUUUUAAAAGAUGAAGAGAGAAGGCAGAGGUAUGAUGAUAUUCUCAUCAAUGGGCUACCAGAUUGGCGUCAGCCUGUAUUUUAUUACAGGCGAGUGAGGAAAAUGAGCAAUGCCGAGUUGGCAUUGCUGUUGUUCAUUAUCCUCACUGUGGGUCAUUAUGCUGUGGUUUGGUCAAUCUACCUUGAAAAACAACUGGAUGAAUUGCUUAGCCGGAAGAAGAGGGAAAAGAAGAAAAAAGCAGGAGGGAAGAAUGUAGAAGAAACAAAACUUGGUAUUGACAAGAGUGAAAGAUUGCUAGAGAAGCCACAGUGGCGGGACCUGCUUCCUUGCAAGCUGGGAAUCUGGUUCUGUCUAACAGUAAAAUCUUUGCCACAGCUGUUUCAGGAGGCCAGACAACUGUAUGCAGAAUAUAAAGAAACAAAAAUGAAGGAGAAAGAAGAGGCUUUAGCUAGAAUUGAAUUGGAAACACUUCAGAAGGAGAAGAAACCUAAAGUCAAGAAAGCAAAAUCUGAAUUUCCUGUAUACACAAUGGCAGAUACAAAUGCAUACAUACCAUCAUAUGAUCAUGGUACUUCUAUCGAAGAGAUUGAAGAACAGAUGGAUGAUUGGUUAGAAGAUAGGAAAACAUCAUUAAAAAAGAAGGCACCUGAAUGGACGGAAGAGGACCUUAGCCAACUGACAAGAAGUAUGGUUAAGUUCCCAGGAGGGACGCCUGGUCGAUGGGAAAAGAUUGCUCACGAAUUGGGUCGAUCAGUGGCAGAUGUUAUAACGAAGGCCAAACAGAUUAAAGAUUCAGUUACAUGUGUGCCAGGUACUGUUAGGUUGUCAGAGCUGAAAAUGUUGGCCCAAAAUGCAAGAUCAAACAAAGCCAGUGUUAACUUAUCAGAUCAUAUAAUCACUCAGCGAGAAAAAGAGGAGGAGGAUGAAGAGGAGGAAGGAGAUGAAAUUGUAAAGUAUAGCAGUGACAGAGAACCAAAAGAUAUGGCAACAGCAGAUCAACAUGAGACAUUAUUGACUGAAGCCAGACACCGCAAGCGGAAAACAGUUCCAAAGGCCUUGGAAACAAUACUUCCAGUAACAAAAGAUGCAACAGAAAGAGGAGAUAAGUGUAGAGGAAAGCGACAAAAAGACUUUGACACAGUAAAACAAGAGGAGCAGAGUGAUGAUGAGACCAGGAAAAGAGAGAAGUGUCGCAGUUCAGAAGACUUGUGGACUCAGAAUCAGCAGAAGCUUCUGGAACUAGCAUUACAGCAGUAUCCAAAAGGAACAGGAGAGCGCUGGGAUAAGAUUGCAAAAUAUGUUCCGGGGAAAAGUAAGGAAGAAUGUAUGGCUAGAUAUAAAUUGCUGGUUGAACUUGUCCAGAAGAAAAAAUCUGCAAAAAGCUGAAUGUCCUGAAGAAUGUUACUUAUCAGAAUGGAAUAUUUUAAACAACAUAUGCCGUAACUUGUAUUUUUUUACCUCAGUAUUUCAGUAUGUCAUGUGCCUUAGUAAAUAAAUACAUUUUAUGCCUUCCUGUAA
Molecule: messenger RNA, 2279 nt
Organism: Pogona vitticeps (central bearded dragon)
Lineage: Eukaryota; Metazoa; Chordata; Lepidosauria; Squamata; Agamidae
Source: RefSeq, a predicted model, not a curated record